UUUCUUACUUUAAAAGUGUUGCAAAAUACAAUAAUUUGCUUUUGCAUAAUGAAUCGCAUUUUAAAACCAGAUUUAUUUAAUUUUACACAUUGUCUGCGUUAUUAUUCAAUUAAACAAGCAGCCGAAACACCCAUCAAAUAUACCAGUACAAUAAAUUUACCAAAAACUAAAUUCCCAACACGAUUAUCAGCAGCAAAAAGAGUUGACAUCGAAAAGUCUCUAAUUGCAGGACCAUUUUCAAAUUCAUAUAAAUACCAAAAAGACAAUAACCAUAAACCGGAAUUUGUUUUGCACGAUGGACCACCGUAUGCUAAUGGAGAUCUACACAUGGGACAUUCUGUCAAUAAGAUUCUUAAAGACAUAACCCUACGACAGAAUGUCGCUCAGGGUAGACAAGUUAGUUAUAAGCCCGGAUGGGAUUGUCAUGGCCUUCCCAUCGAACUGAAGGCGAUGGCAUCUUCAAAGUCAAAAUCAGACCCUUUGACAAUUCGACAGAAAUCUCGAAACUUUGCUAAGCAAACUGUGGAAAAACAGAAGGAAGAAUUCCGUUCUUGGGGUAUUCUCUCCGACUGGGUUGAUCCUUCCAAUGUCUAUCUAACUUUUAGUCCAGCAUUUAUAUCAAAUCAACUUAAAAUGUUCUUGGAUUUUUUCAACAAGAAAAUUGUCUACCGAGCUCUCAAGCCCGUCUAUUGGUCUCCAUCGUCAAAAACAGCUCUAGCAGAAGCUGAACUCGAAUACGAUCCAAACUUUGUCAGUCCCUCUGUUGUAUUUCGGCUUAAGCUAACAGAUAUGCCAUUGAAUGUUGAUAAGUCGAAGAACAUCUACGCCUUGGUAUGGACAACAACACCAUGGACACUUCCUAGCAAUCAAGCUGUUUGCUACAACUCAGAACUGCAAUAUUCUUUGGUUAAUCUCAAUGGAGAUUUGGAGAAUCUCUACUUGCUAGCAAGUAAUUUAAUUGAAGAGUUUCAAAAACUUACAGGGUUGGAAGUAACUCAAGUCGCGAGUGUAUCAGGGGAGUCACUCAAAAGUUUUUCAUAUGCUCAUCCUAUUGACAAUACACAGAAACUGCCUUUUUUGCCUGGCUCUCAUGUCCAAGACACUAAAGGAACAGGAUUAGUUCACACGGCCCCAGCUCAUGGUCCAGAAGAUUUUCUCGUUAGUCUGGAUCACAAGUUACCGGUGAAAUGCUUUGUAAACGAAAAUGGCGUCUACACCGAAGAAGCACCAUCAUUUUUGAUUGGGAAAGAAGCUCUAGGCGAAGGAGAUAAACUUGUUUUGGAGCAUAUCUCUCAGGACGUUAUAUUUUCUGGCACAAUUAGUCACUCUUAUCCGAUUGACUGGCGAACAAAACAACCUGUAAUCAUUCGUGCUAGUGAACAAUGGUUCAUUAAUACCGAACAAAUCAGGGACAAAGCUGUGGAAGAGAUCGAAAAAAUUAAUGUCUUCCCUCGAGUCAACUCUGAAGCUAAUAAAAAGGCUCUCAUAACUCAAGUGAAAAAACGUCCAUAUUGGUGUAUAUCGAGACAACGAGCCUGGGGUGUUCCAAUACCGGUAUUUUAUAAUAAGGAAUCUGGCAAGGAGAUUGUAAAUGAGAAAAUCAUUGCACACAUUUCGGGACUCCUUGAAAAGGAGGGUAAUAUUGAUUUUUGGUGGACAAAAUCAGUUGAGGAAAUCCUGCCAGCCGAACUACUGACCGAAAUGAAUCUUAAAGCUGAAAACCUUGUAAAAGGAUCAGACAUUUUUGAUAUUUGGUUUGACUCUGGCAGCUCAUGGUCGAGUGUUUUGGAUGGCGACAAAGUUGCGGAAUUAUAUUUAGAGGGUUAUGAUCAAUUCACUGGUUGGUUUCAGUCGUCGUUGUUGACCAGUAUAGCAGCAAGAGGCUGCUCUCCAUAUAAAUCUCUUUUUGUUCAUGGGUUUACAGUUGAUGAGAAGGGUCAUAAAAUGUCGAAGUCGCUUGGCAACAUCAUUUCACCCAAGGAUAUCACAAAGAAAUAUGGAACCGAUACACUAAGGUGGUGGGUAGCGUCCCAUGGUACCCAGCAUAUGUCGAUCACAGUCAGUGACAAAUUGCUCCAACAUUGUGCUGAAAGUCUUAGCAAAAUCCGAUCGACCUUGCGAUACUUGAAUGGAGCCAUUGGUGACAAUUCAAGAAGUACCAACAAAAUCGAUUGUGAAAACAAAUGUCUUACCCAUUUGGAUCGAUAUCUUUUGAGUUGCGUGCACAAUUUUGAAAAAGAAGUUCAAAAAAGUUAUGACUUAUAUGAGUACAAUAGGGUCACAGCGAAUAUUCUCAAUUUCGUCACAAAUCAAAUUUCAUCGGUUUAUGUGCAUUUAGUCAAAGAUCGUCUCUAUUGUGGCAAAGCCGAUCAAAUAGAAGGAGUUAAAAAGGUUCUAAGUAAUUCCUACGAAGUACUGUGUAAAUCUCUUUGGCCCAUUGUACCUUUUUUGGUGGAAGAAAGUUGGAGUUAUUACGAUGGUCAACCAUUUCACGAAGCUAAAGUUCACUCAAAUCCUUCGUGGAAUGAUCCUAAAGUUGAAGAAAUAAUGGAUACUGCCUUUGAAGUGAAACGGUUGUUGAAUAAGUCUUCUCAGGAUGCCAAUACUUGGUUGCUCAAAGUUAAAAUCUCUUGUGGUUCUGAUAAGUUUGCACUUCUAAAGAAUUUACAGCCCACAAUUGAUUCUACAACAUCUGAACUCUGUGAACUUUUGCAAGUUUCAAGUGUUCAUUUAGAAGAAGAUUCUUCUUUGACGGAUUACAGUCUUUCAAUAAGUGAAGAUGCAUCAGUUUUAUGCUCACGUUGUCGACGAUUUUUGGUCAAUUCUGAAGAUUCAAUUUGCGAACGAUGCGAACGGGUUUUGCAAAGCAAACAUUAAAAUCAAAGUUAGUGUUAAAAGUAUAGUUUAUUUAUUUCGAUUGUAUUUUGUAGAGUGUAUUAAUUUUGUUUGUAAAUAAAAUAAAAUAAAAUAAAUGAUUAUGGCGAAGGACGCUUAAAACU
Messenger RNA from Eupeodes corollae, 2999 nucleotides. RefSeq names its product isoleucine--tRNA ligase, mitochondrial (gene IleRS-m). Gene Ontology annotation, molecular function: aminoacyl-tRNA deacylase activity; tRNA binding; isoleucine-tRNA ligase activity. Gene Ontology annotation, biological process: isoleucyl-tRNA aminoacylation. The transcript is spliced from 13 exons. NCBI's taxonomy places the organism in Eukaryota, Metazoa, Arthropoda, Insecta, Diptera, Syrphidae. The record is from RefSeq and is a predicted model, not a curated record. Gene Ontology annotation, cellular component: cytosol. Bases 49 to 2877 code for a protein of 942 amino acids.